UUAGUGCGGGGCAAGACGCGAGCGAGCACUCGCAGUAAAAAUAAUAAUAAUAAUAACGCCGCAUCGUGUGUUUGAAAAGCCUUUAUGGUUGUCCUGGAUUAUACGUUUCCUGUUCCUAUAGCUGAGGAGACCUCAUUUGGAUAAUUAAGUGUCGUGGUGAAAUAGGAGAACGAGGAAAAGGGGGGUACUCGCCUCCUCUCCUUUGCCACAUGGAUCUGCCACCCCUUCUGGUGGCGGUGGACAGAUCCUCUCUGUGCGGGGUAGUGCCGAGAUCUGUCCCAGUCAUCCCAGAUUCUUGUUUAGAUUUAUCUGAAAGGGGGGGAAAUGUGCUUUUGAUACCUUUGCUACGAGACGUGUGUGAACAACCUGAUUGUAAAUAGGGGCAGACUCUGCAUCCCACAUGAACUACGAUAAUCCUCCUCCUUACCCCGGCCCGGGCCCGACUGCCCCGUACCCACCCUAUGCACAGCAGCCGGGUGGCCCCCCCGGCCCCUACCCCGGGUAUCCCCCCGGGCCGACCGGGCCCUACCAGCCAGGCCAGCCGGGUUACCAAGGAUAUCCCCAGUACGGAUGGCAAAAUGCACCUCCACCUCCAGGACCGGUGUACGCCGACGGGCCUAAAAACACAGUGUACGUCGUGGAGGAGCGGCAGAGGGACGACACGGGCGAGAGCGCCUGCCUGACAGCCUGCUGGACCGCGCUGUGCUGCUGCUGCCUCUGGGACAUGCUGACCUGAGCCCCCGCCGCCCGCAGAGCGCUAUGCAGCCUCCCCACUCCUGCCCCCCGACUUCUCUUUCUGUUACUGUAAUCAACUGCUCUGCUUUGCACAGCCAAGAGGUUCCCGUCUGUCCGUCCUAGCGCCUUGUCGGGGGUGGGGGGGGGUGCGACUCCUUUAUUUUAGUAAAGGAAAAGGAGAAAAAAAAAAAGAUCCCUUUUUAACAUUUCUAAGACUUUUGUUGUAACUUUGAAGAAUGUGCUGAUGGUGUAUUUCAGCCAAAGGCAUUCUGAUGAAAUGUAUAUUUACCAGUUGAGAUUUUCCUAGCCCUAGAGACGAAGACGUACGCAAUAAUUAAAGCCAACAGUUGAUUUUCUUCGCUA
Molecule: messenger RNA, 1098 nt
Organism: Neopelma chrysocephalum (saffron-crested tyrant-manakin)
Lineage: Eukaryota; Metazoa; Chordata; Aves; Passeriformes; Pipridae
Gene: CYSTM1
Product: cysteine rich transmembrane module containing 1
Exons: 3
Coding region: 401-736 (111 amino acids)
Cellular component (GO): extracellular exosome
Source: RefSeq, a predicted model, not a curated record